CUUAAUUCCGAAAUGGUUCCCCAUUUCAUUUUCGGACCGUAGCGUAUGGAAUUUGUGAAUUUUUUUCGAACCAUAGAAUUUUCAGAGAUACUUGACGUUCCUAAAUCUAGAUUAUACUGAAAUUAAAACACAACAAACAAAUUCGGCUAUCCCAACUAAAAUGAAUCAUUUGAAGUGGAUGGGCCAUUCGGCAACGAUUUUUGAUAUACAAAGAAAUCUGCGUAAUGAUCCACAAAGCUGUGAAGUGACAUUAGUGGCUAAAGGUCACUCGGUGCGUGCGCAUCGGUUCGUUCUCUCAUCAUGUUCAGACUUACUUCGCAAUCUCCUGGUGGAUAUACCAAUGGGGCAGGAGGCCACAAUAGUUGUGCCAGACAUUAAAGGAUCACUUUUGGAGAGUGUGUUGGCUUUUAUUUACGUUGGCGAAACGAGCCUAACCUCAACCAAUCUAUCAGAAUUCUUGGAAGCUAUUAAUACUUUGGGCAUAAAAAGUGCCAUAAGCUUUGAAUGUAACAAUGCAACAUUGUCUGCAGCAGUUCCGGCAACAAUUCCAGUAAAAACAAUAACUAACAUAGAGAUUGCACAAGAAGAACUAAUCGAGCAACAAGAAAAUAUAGCCGUAGAGAAAAUCGAGACGCAAAAUGUUAUCCAACAUGAAAGAGAGUUGGAAUUUUUGGAUGUCUAUAACGAUGCUCAACACAGUAAAAUUACGUACUCCAUCGAGCACAUGCCGGUCGCCAGCACUGCAAAUGAAUAUAUAUUAACUGAAAAUUCCGGAACAUUUACGCUAACUCAAAAUAAUAAGCUCGAAAAUGCAUCCAACUCUGAUUCAGAAAAGUUGGUUGAGAUGGAAGAUACUACUGAAGAUGCUCAUAUAAUAGAGGAAUACAGCAGCAACAGCGCUGAUCCUAUUAUUGAGAUCGCUGCAAAUACUGCAACUUCAACCACUCCUAAAGCAACUGCCACUUUAACGAAUUCUCAAGUGCCGCAACCACUUAUUCAAAUAAAAUCAACACCAAAAAUUAAAACAAUUAAAAUUAAAUCUCAAACCAGUACAGAAACUGAUCAAAUUCAUCAAUCAUUGUAUACAGCAAUUGACCCCACUGCAGAUCCAAUAUCAGUAUUAAAGACUGAAGAUACCUAUGCUUCUCUAAAUUCUGCACCAGGUGCCCCAGAAGAUGGUCUCUUUUACGCCGUUCAGGCAGUAAUAAAUGAAGGUAUGAGUUUGCAAAAAGCUGCUCAAAAAUAUGAUCUUUCAAAAACUGUCCUUUGGCGAAGAGUACGCAAGCAUCCAAAUUAUAUGAAAACGGCUAGAGAAAAUCCAGUGCUUACUAUGGCCUACGAACGUCUAAAAGGAGGCGAUUCACUAAAAAAUAUCAGUCGGGAAUUAGAUAUACCAAUGUCAACACUACAUCGACAUAAGGUCCGUUUGGCACAGCAGGGACGUCUACCGGACUACGUUUCCUUUAAAAAACGUGACGUAAACUCGAAGAUUGAGUUAAAAGACAAAUUAACUAAAGCCUUGCAUGCCUGUGUACACGAGGGAAUGUCACAGAAUCAUGCCGCAAAUUUAUUUGAUAUACCGAAAAGUACUCUUUGGCGUCAUUUGCAAAAACGUGUAGCAGAAGCAGAGCUUUCGCAGAAACUCGAGCAGGGACACAUCAAGGAGGAAGUUAUAUUAUCUUAAAGCCAGUAUUUAUAGUUAUUUUCUAAGAGUUUGUUAGCCAUUUAUAACUUUAAACUACAUAAGCAAUGAUUCAACUAGGUUAAUUAUGACAACCGCAUAGUUUCUUCUGUAAAUAAACGAACCAUACAUUUUUCUUAGAUUA
Molecule: messenger RNA, 1826 nt
Organism: Rhagoletis pomonella (apple maggot)
Lineage: Eukaryota; Metazoa; Arthropoda; Insecta; Diptera; Tephritidae
Product: modifier of mdg4
Exons: 2
Coding region: 161-1684 (507 amino acids)
Molecular function (GO): DNA binding; protein binding
Source: RefSeq, a predicted model, not a curated record